Messenger RNA from Erigeron canadensis, 1436 nucleotides. RefSeq names its product protein DEEPER ROOTING 1-like. Gene Ontology annotation, biological process: regulation of growth; gravitropism. The transcript has 4 exons. Bases 95 to 1114 code for a protein of 339 amino acids. The record is from RefSeq and is a predicted model, not a curated record. NCBI's taxonomy places the organism in Eukaryota, Viridiplantae, Streptophyta, Magnoliopsida, Asterales, Asteraceae.
CAUGUUUGGUAGCUAGCUAGCCGGCCAGCUGGAAGUAAAAAAGUUAUUGUGAUAUUGAUGUUUGGAUGUACGUACCUAGUUCUUCAACUGGUCGAUGCAAAGUAAAGCACGUGGACAAGGACAUAAAAACUCCAAUACAAUCACAUCGGCUUCUCAAAAGAUGAAGAAGAAGAAGAAGGAAGAACCUCCGAAAGAAGAAGAUCAUGAGUUGAUGAAUAAUAAUAACAAGGAUUGGCCUUAUCAUCAUGGGCUCCUCACGAUAGGAACUUUUGGAAACAAUAAUAAUGCUGCAUCAGAAAAUGGAGAAAUAUUAUUCCAGCAACAAGCAGAUACGCAUACAACAACAUCAUCGUUUUCUCCAGAUCUAUUAUCCGAAUUCACACCUGAAGAGAUCGGAAAAGUACAGAAAGGGUUGACAAAACUCUUAUCCAAGAAACCGCUGCCUGCUAAUUAUAAUUAUAAUUAUAAGAAACAACAAGCAGCAGCUGUCGACGAUCUCCCUUUGGACAGAUUUCUUAAUUGUCCAUCAAGCUUGGAGGUUGAUCGUAGAGUACUUAUGAAUCCAGACUACGACAAAGACGAAAUCAUGAAAGUCAUUCUAGGAAUAAGGUGCAGCAAAGAUAUUACUACUACUAGUAAUUAUUGUAGUGUACUAGUAGCGGACAAUAACAAUAAUAAUAAUAAGAAGAAGAAGAAGAAAGCAGUAGUAAUUGGGGGGAAAAGAUCGCCAUCAUCAGCUGCUGCUACUAGUAGUAUCUCUUUCCUCUUGAAGAAAAUGUUUGUGUGCAGCAGCGGUUUACCACCAAUGCCUAGCCUCCAUGAUCGACUUCCCCAAUCAAGAAUGGAGAGGUUACUGAGGGCAAUGCUAAAGAAUAAGAUGCAGGGUCCUCAUGAUCAUCAGAAUUCUACUACUCGAGCAUCAACAUCAUCAUCUGCUAGCUACUAUAGGAGGAAAUUAUUAAUUGAUCAGAACCGGCAGCCGCAAUCGGUCAAGAUGAAGGGUUUAGCCACAGUAGAAGAAAUUGUUGACCAAGAUGCUGAUAAUAAAGAUCAUGAUGAUGGGUCCUCUAAAUGGGUCAAAACAGAUUCUGAGUAUAUUGUUUUAGAGAUAUGAUCGAGCUAGCUAGCAUGAUCGAUGAAUAAUUAAGAAGAGGAGGGGAAGAUCUAGAGAGAUAUUAAUUAGGCUGAUGAUUAGCCCCGGCCGCAUGCCAGAGGAUCGAUUAAGAAGUACGUGAUGAUCGAUUUGAUGAUAUAUAUUGUACUCCGUAUAUGUUUAAUAUAUAUUGCUGCUUGGUCGAGAUCGAGCAAUGGAAUCUACGAUUUCUUAAUUUGUAAACCAGGCAGGGGACAUCUAUACUUGAAGCCAGCCUUGUUUGUCCUUCUAUAAUUUUUUUUAUUUAAUUAUUAAUAUAUAUUUUUUAACUUGCUACUUUUAA